GCAUCCCACCGCCAUGUCCAUCUCCUUCAACGACCCCGACAUCCUCCCCGCCUACAACGCAGUCAAGGAUGCCACCGCCGACUACGACUGGGCCCUCUUCAACCAGGCAGGCAACGACCUCAGGCUCCAAACUACCGGCUCCGGCCUCGAAGACCUCGAAGAGGAGUUUAUGGAUGGCCGUAUCCAGUAUGCCUUUGCCCGAGUGAAAGACCCCAGCAGCAAGCUGGACAAGUUUGUCCUCGUUUCCUGGUGUGGUGACGGUGUGCCCGAGUUCAGGAAGGGGCUGUACUUCACCCACGCAGCCCAGGUGCAGGACAAGUUCCUCAGAGGUGCUCACCUGGUCAUCCAGGCUAGGUCCGAUCUCGAUGUGACCCCGGCAUACAUCACAAAGCGUAUUCAGGAAUCCUCUGGAAGCAAGUACAUCUCGCAUGCGUCAACGCCCACCACCGCGCCCGCUCCCAAAGCCGCGCCGAGCUACAGACCCAGUCAAGGCCUUGGAGGCUCUCAGGGUAAACCCGCAGCAGUCCCUGCACCCGCGUCUACCUUUGCCCGGCCGACACCUGCGCCUCCGGCAAGAGUUCCUGCUGCCCCGGCUCCUCCCCCCCGACAGCCAUCCCCUCCUCCUGUGAUCAAGCAAGAGGCCAAACCCACCGCCACAGCAAUCAUGUCGGCGAACACUCCAGCCGAGCCAGAGCCGGCCAAGCCUGCCCAGGACGACCGUAUUGCCCCUGUCGGUACCGCCUACACUCCCAUCAAGCUCCAGCCUGGUAAACUCGCCAACCGAUGGAACCCUACUGCAUCUCAGCCUGACGAGGAAGAGGCGCCCGUCAAGGGGCCUAGCAUCAAGGACAGGAUGUCUGCGUUUUCGGGCGCAGGUACUGCCGCGCCUUCUGCUCCUCAGCCCAGUGGAAAAAAGCUGACGUGGUCGGAGCGACAAGCCGAGGCAAAGAAGCAGAGAGAGGAAGAGGACAGGGCCAGUGCUGCCGCUGGUGCUGCUGCCGCCUCUAGAGGGGGUAUCUCUCCUGCGGUGACGGGCACACGAGCUGUUCCUGCGCCUCCUCCGCCCGCAAGAGCUGUGCUCGACUCUGCGGAAAAGAAAGAAGAUGACGAUGACUGGGAUGCGCCCAAGGUUGCUGCACCUGUCCCACCUCCUGCCACAAGGGCUGUGCCCCCCCGGCCUGUAUCUCCCGACUCUGAUGAGGAGAAAGAGGACGAGGAUGAUUGGGACGCGCCUCCUCUCCCUCCUCCUGCGGUGCCUUUCAGGCCUUCACCUGUCGUGGAAGAUGAGCCCAGUGCCCCCAGUGCUCCAGCCCCGCCCCCGCCCCCUCCUCCUCCUCCACCCCCACCUCCAGCACCCGUUGCGGACCCUCAGAUCGAAGAGCUCAAUAGGCUCAAGCAAGAUCUCACCCUUGGAGAGGCCCCUUCAGCUGGGCCUCCACCCGUCCCUGUCGACUCGAGGCCCAAGGUCGCGGAGGAGACUGCAGUGGCUGGCAAGACGGCCAAGGUGCUGUACGACUAUGACGCUGCAGAGGACAAUGAGAUUGAUCUUCGCGAAGACGAGAUCAUUACUCAGAUUGAAGAGCUUGAUGAGGGAUGGUGGUCUGGAGUGAACCCCGCGGGUAAAGCAGGUCUAUUCCCUGCCAACUAUUGCGAGCUUGUCGAACCUACAGAGGCACCUGCUGUCGAAUCUUCCGCGCCUGCUGUCGAAUCUACAGAGACACCUGCUGUAGAGACUGCCGAGUCGUUUGCGGCUCCCCCUCCCCCUCCCCCCCCCCCCCCCUCCUCCUCCUCCCCCACCCCCUCCCCCACCUGCUGCUGCUGCUCCUGCUCCUGCCCCAGCCGCACAGACAGAGUACAUGGUCGCGGCUUACGACUACGAAGCCGGUGAAGACAAUGAAAUCUCAUUCGCCGAAGGCGACCAUAUCACCGACAUUGACAAGGUCGGCCCUGACUGGUGGCAGGGGACAUGUAAUGGCAAGGAAGGAUUGUUCCCUGCCGCGUAUGUGGUCGGGCCGGAUGAAUACCCUUUGCAGGAUUAGCAGUGGGUAAGAAGUAAAGUAAGGAGCGUGGACUGGUAAUGUGAUUGUUGAAAAGCAUGCGAAAUGAACAACGAAGUCUUCUUGUUACUGCCCACAAUCCGGAAGAGCUCAGCCAAAUGUACUUUGGGGUUGCAAGGGUUAGAUGGGAGCUUGAGGAGACAUGUCGGACCCAUCUCCCACUUCUUAGUGAGUUGGCAUUGGGGUGUUCGGCGCGACUUGGGCCGUAUUACCAAGUGACCCCGCGUCAGCAAGGGCUGCCUGCACUGCCUGUCCUAUGCUGGCUCUUGGCGAUCACAUUACAUGACAUCCUGAUACUAAUAGAGUCCGCCAUGGUGCAUACAUCACGAUGAUCACGAGCCCCUUGUAUGACCCGGGGACGUCCGUAUCUUCGCACCAUACGAGUACCGAGAAAUUUAUUCCAGAUAAUCGCUGGCUACUGUAACCAUGCAGGAACUUGGGAUGAUGCAAUUAGGCAUGAUCUUGGUAUCUGCUCGGGCAUCCGCAGGUAGAACGGGAAAAUGGCCGGGAAAAUGGCCGGGAAUAGGCCGAGUGACAGUGAGUAGAGGGACAAUCAAUGCACUCUAUCGCUCGUCAUCACGUAAGUGACCGACUAUAGUCGCCAAAUUUGGUUCUCCGUGAUGCCGGUGUAGUCAUCCACAAUCAACCUGCCCCUCUUAGCACUGUCGUCCACCUGUACAAUCAUUUUGCAGGUGUAUGUUCAGUCAUCGUCAUCCGUCGUUGG
Molecule: messenger RNA, 2781 nt
Organism: Cryptococcus amylolentus CBS 6039
Lineage: Eukaryota; Fungi; Basidiomycota; Tremellomycetes; Tremellales; Cryptococcaceae
Exons: 8
Coding region: 14-1888 (624 amino acids)
Biological process (GO): regulation of actin filament polymerization
Cellular component (GO): cortical actin cytoskeleton; plasma membrane; actin filament
Molecular function (GO): actin filament binding
Source: RefSeq, a predicted model, not a curated record